Messenger RNA from Synchiropus splendidus (mandarinfish), 5290 nucleotides. It is a transcript of the gene man2c1, whose product is annotated as mannosidase, alpha, class 2C, member 1. Gene Ontology annotation, biological process: mannose metabolic process; oligosaccharide catabolic process. The record is from RefSeq and is a predicted model, not a curated record. The transcript is spliced from 25 exons. Gene Ontology annotation, molecular function: alpha-mannosidase activity; carbohydrate binding. The coding region runs from base 1610 to 4735 and encodes 1041 amino acids. Lineage: Eukaryota; Metazoa; Chordata; Actinopteri; Syngnathiformes; Callionymidae.
CUAGCUGGUCCUGCUGGGGAGACAUAUCGAAGCCACUUCUGCAAACCGCAUCACUGCUGGGUCCAAUGGCACUUGUCUGAAGUGUGCCAGUUACAAGGCUUAAGUACAUUACAAGAUAUUGCUUGCAUGCGCCUCAGGUUUUAAUUAAUGAGUGUCCUUUCCACCGAGCAGCGCAAACUUGUCAGAUCUGUUGUUGGGCAACUUAUUUACUUGGAGCCGCCUCAACAGCUGUCCCCUCCUUAAAUAUCCAUCAUGAUGUGGCCGAUCCCUGCAGGAGAAAACGUCCCGGCAGACGUUUGAACUGACAGCAGUCUCUGGUCAUCCGUGCCCUCGGGCCGUCCUGGCGUGGCGAUGGGCCCGGCCACAGUCACAACAAUAGCAGAACAGACAUCAGUGAUGGUAGGGUGGCGUGAGAGGGAUGGGCUGCACCACAUCACCACCAGCCCUGUACUUAGCGUCGGUCUAUGGAUCUUUAAUAAACGGGUGCAUCGCGGCAGACAAACACAGGAACACACAGAUCUUUCCUAGUCGAGGAUGUUGAGAAAAAGCCCUUUGUGCUCCGGGCCGUACGUGGGCUGACCCCUGACCUUUGCCCGCAGCCCUGGUCACAUGAUUCGUCGUGUGAACGUCUCGGUCACAAUGUGGACCACAGAUUCGCCGGAGUACAAUUACAUCAUGUCAUCCUCAGGGUUCCCCACCAGUUUACCAUGAACUCAUGAAGUUCACGGGUUCAUGCCGAGGCUUCAGCCUCGACUGACAAGCAGUUAAAUGUAUUUGAAAUUCGCCAACAACCAUGUGUCAUACUGCAUUGAUGAUUUUCUGUCUGUCCUGAUGAUGUUUGUGCACAUAUAGUUGCUUUGGAAAAUAAAACCGUAGUUAAUUCUUGUGUUUAUUGCCUAGUUCAAAAUAUAUAUAUUCUGUUUGAAUGACGUCAACUAACCUUAUUGUUUAGCCUGUUUUUUUAUCGUCUACUCUUUUGGAGCCGACCCGUUAAUGAGCUUACUCAUUACAUUCCAUCAUUGAACCAGUUCCUCCUCAUUGGCAGCAAGGUAUGCCUGUUUAAAUAACCAAUGUUGUAACCGUAUACAGUUGUUUGAGGAGCUUUCAAUGUCUCAAUAGUCAAGAAGAAGAGAUGCUUUUUGAAAAGACAGAGUAAUUGAAAAUAGCCUGUAACUAAAAGGAAAAUGUAUUGAUUUUGAGUAAACUAGAUGUAAUUAAAUCUCCCACAUAAAUGCCUGUAUUGCAUUUCAAUUUAAAAUAUGUGGGAAAAAUUGAAAGUCGAUUUACUGUCUGAUAACAAAUAAUCGAAUUGAAUUUAGUCAAAAUAAAUACCUAUGAGAAAAAUACUGAAAACUGAUCAAACUACAUUGGUGUGUAAUAACAACAUCCCUGAACGAAUUAACGAACCAGCGAGAUAUUUUUAGCUUGUUUUGUCCAAUAUUUCUACGUUUUGCGUUUCUUUCUUUUUUGCAGCAGCACUGCCCUCUUUUGGAAAAUAGCCUUAACUACAACAACAGUAUCAACCCUUUCACAUCCGGGUAAUCCAUUCCUCUUCCGCGUCAGCGCCACACACCAGUCACGUGACCCGUGCUGCUCUCUUCAGGUUACUAUGUAUCACCAACCUGUGCUGAAAAACAGAAGAACACUUCUCGAAAGAGCAGAAAAGUUCACGUCUGACGUUUAUUUCACGGACUGCAACCUCAGAGGACGACUCUAUGGAGAUUGCUGUCCUCUGGAGUCCCUGUCCUACUUCCUAUCAGCCAAACGGAUCAGUUUUUCUGAAGCUUCCUCGCAGAAGUAUGAACCCUAUCAAGUGGGAGAGUCCUUUGGACCAACGUGGUGGACUUGUUGGUUUAAAGUAUCGAUGAACAUCCCGGCUACCUGGCGAGGGCAGGAAGUUCACCUUCUGUGGGAAAGUGACGGGGAGGCGAUGGUUUGGCGGGAGGGUGAGCCCGUGCAGGGUCUGACCAAAGAGGGAGAGAAGACCAGCUACAUACUGACGACGUGCCUGAAAGACGAUGAGCCUCACAGUGUCGACGUUUUCAUCGAGCUGGCCUGUAACGGGCUCUUUGGAGCCGGAAAUGGAUCCAUGAUCGCUGCCCCGGACCCGAACAGGAAGUUCUCCGUGCAGAAGGCGCAGCUGGUUGUUUUCAGACGGGACGUUCGCGAGCUGCUGACGGACUUCGAGCUGCUGAUCGAUGCUGUGAAGGAACUUGGCGAGGGAGAGCAGCGGAGCUACCAGGCGCUUUUCACCGUCAAUGAGAUGGUGAAUCUGUGUGACCCCGAUGACCCCAGCUCCUUCCCGAAAGCUCGCAGCCUGGCUCAGAGCUUCUUUGGUCAAAGGAACGGACAGAGCCAGCACACGGUCCACGCCAUCGGCCACUGCCAUAUCGACUCAGCUUGGCUCUGGCCCUACGAAGAGACGAUUCGCAAAUGUGGCCGCAGCUGGGUGACAGUGGUUCGGCUCAUGGAGAAGAACCCUGAUUUCGUCUUCGCUUGUUCUCAGGUGAGUUCUAAGUCCUGUCACAUGGCCUUUCAUGCAACCGGUUCAUCCAUUCAUCAGGCCCAGCAGCUCCAGUGGGUGAAGAUCUGGUACCCUGGACUCUACUUGCAGAUUCAGCACUUUGCCAAAAAAGGCCAGUUCGUACCAGUCGGGGGCACGUGGGUGGAGAUGGACGGCAAUCUACCCUCUGGUGAGUCCAUGGUCCGGCAGUUCCUGAUGGGUCAGCACUUCUUCAACCGAGAGUUUGGGAUGUUUUGUAAAGAGUUCUGGCUCCCGGACACCUUCGGCUACUCGGCCCAGCUCCCUCAGAUCAUGCGCGGCUGUGGAAUCUCCAACUUCCUCACACAGAAGCUGAGUUGGAACCUGGUCAACACCUUUCCACACAACACGUUUUUCUGGGAAGGCCUCGACGGCUCCAAGGUCCUGACUCACUUUCCGCCUGGGAAUUCCUAUGAGAUGAAAGGCAAAGUUGAAGACCUGGUGAAGACGGUGAGGAACAACAAGGACAAAGGGCGGGCCAAUCACAGCGCAGCGUUGUUUGGGUUCGGCGACGGAGGCGGCGGUCCAACUCAGCUGAUGCUUGACAGGCUCAAGCGGCUCCAGGAUACAGAUGGACUUCCCAAGGUGGUCAUGUCGAGUCCAGACCAACUCUUCUCUCAACUUCAGGCAGACUCCGACCUGCUCUGCACUUGGAGCGGGGAACUCUUUCUGGAGCUCCACAACGGCACCUACACCACCCAGGCCCAGAUCAAGCGAGGGAACCGCCAGUGUGAAGUGCUCCUCCAUGAUGUGGAGGUGGCCUGUGUUCUGGCUCGCUGUCGUGAUGCUGCCUUUCAGUAUCCAGCAGAGAAGCUGCAGGAACUCUGGAGACUUCUUCUUCUGAACCAAUUCCACGACGUCAUUCCAGGCAGCUGCAUCGAACUGGUGGUGGAGGACGCGCUGAGAUACUACGAAGAUAUCCGCACUGACGGUGCCGCCCUGCUGAAGGAGGCCUGCACUGUCCUGGCCUCCACCGGCGACUUCACCGGGGCGCUGAACUCCCUGCCCUGGGAGCGGCAGGAGGUGAUCCAAACCGAGGAUGGACCGGGGAAGCCGGCGCUGGCUCUGGUGAAGGUCCCGGGCGUCGGGUUCACGCCUGUCCGAGACACGGAGCCUACAGACCCGGUGUCCGUCACCGUCCAGGCGGACGGUUCGGUGCUGAUGCAGAACGGGAUCUUACAGACGGUGGUGAACAAAGAUGGAACUCUGGCGUCUCUGAGCUUGAUCGACGCCAACCGAGAAGCCAUUUCUGCUGGUUGCCUCGGCAACCAGUUAGUGCUGUUCGACGACGUGCCCCUGUACUGGGACGCCUGGGACGUGAUGGACUACCACCUCCAGACCAGGAAGCCGGUGCAGGAGGUGGUGCAGCCGGCUCACGUGGUGACUUCGGACGCCCUCCGCUGCAGCGUCCGCUUCAGCCUCAGGGUCGGCUGCAAGAGCACCGUCACGCAGGAGGUCAUUCUGGACGCCAUGUGUCCGUACGUCAAGUUUAAGACUCAGGUAGAGUGGAAGGAGUCUCACAAGUUCCUGAAGGUGGAGUUCCCAGUGCAAGUCCACAACCCGAACGCUACGUACGAGAUCCAGUUCGGGCAUCUGCAGAGGCCCACGCACAGAAACACGUCCUGGGACUGGGCCAGGUUUGAGGUCUGGGGUCACAAAUGGGCCGACCUGUCGGAGCACAACUUCGGCGUCGCGCUGCUGAACGACUGCAAAUACGGAUAUUCCGUCCACAGGAACACGAUGACGCUCUCGCUGUUGAGGUCGCCGAAAGCUCCAGACCAGAAUGCUGACAUGGGGACCCACGACUUCACGUACGCAGUGAUGCCACACACAGGAUCCUUCCAAGAGGCCUCCGUCAUCCAGUGCGCCUACAACCUCAACCACCCUCUGAGGAUCUUCCGCUGCUGCUCCAACCUGGUGCCCUGGAGCGCCUUCUCCAUCAGCGCCGCCGCCGUUGUGCUGGACACCAUCAAACAGGCUGAAGACCGGAGCGACGCUCUGGUGGUGCGACUGUACGAGUCUCAUGGCAGCAGUGUGACGGCCACUCUCAGGACUACGCUUCCGGUCAAGGAAGCUUGGCGGUGCGAUCUGAUGGAGCGACCGGACUCCGCCCAGCCGGUGCCCGUCCCCUCAGAGGGAAUCAACUUGAACUUCAGCCCCUUUCAGAUCGUUUCUCUGCUCCUGGUGCUGUAGCCGAGGCGGAAAGGGAAACGUCUGCUCAUGUUCCGCACCACUUCAGUGUGAUCACUCACCUCCCCCCAAACCUUUCUUCAUGCCCGACAGGUCAGUCCUUCACCUCAGCUGCCGUGCUCUCUCAACACCAACCAAGCCAAGCUGUGUUCAGGUGCUAUCAGGAUUGGAAGAGAAGGUUUUGGAAUCCUGACAGCAUCUGAACGCAUCAUUGCCAUGAAUCUGAGUGCAGGAGUCGAAGUGAGCAACAGAGAGUGAAUGGUCUGGUCACCUGAGGACAGGAAGUGAUCAUUGCAAAAAGAAAUCAAUUGAAGGUGUGUGGACAGAAGAUGCUCAUUUUCCCUUCGUUCAUAGAGGUUUACAAGGUUUCUGGACGUGUUAAAGAACUUCUACCUCGCCACUUUUUAUAUUGAUUCCAGUCCCACUUUCAGGCCUUGCAUGACGGAACCACUGUAAUUGUGUGGAGGUAUUGUGAAGAAACUCACUCCAGAGUUGAAAUGUUUCGUAAGAAGCCCCCGGGUGGAUGAUUUAUAUAAAAUCUUUUAUUAAAAUGAUAUA